UCGAAUUACAGGGUGCGCUGUAACCCGGGAUUUGUCGCAACACUUGUGCGCGUACUGUGGCACACUGUUGCGCAAAUGUGAAUCUUUUCGAGACAUGUGCUUACACACACAACAGUGUCUAAUCACUCUUCAGGGAAAGCUGGACAUCAAGAAUAUUUGUAAAACAAAUACUGCAAACUUAACUUUAACAGAUGUUACAACUAUUGAAUGUGUUGAUAUCAACCAACCUGACAAAAUAAAAGAGGAACCAAUAACUAUUAUAGAUGUGGAUAGCAUUAUAAAUAAAACUAAUUCAAUAAUAAACUUUGCAAAUGUAAAUCAUGUUUCUGCAAAUAAACUUACAUAUGUGAAGAGCAGGAUGAGAAAAAGAGAGAGUUUAAAAAAUAAUGAAAUAGCAAUUGAAGACAGUGAUGACAAUGGUGAUGAUGAAACAGGAACUGAAAUUAAAACUGAAGUAGAUGAUAGAAAUUGUGAUGAAAUUAAGAAAGAACAUGAAUUUAAAAAUGAUGAUGAUGAAGAUAUUAAUGAAGUAAAUAUUUUUAAGAAACCAGUGAAAAGGAAAGAAAAUAAAAACACUAAAGUUAAGAAAAAAAAAUAGUACGAAAGUUGUAAAAUCUAAGGAUGUUGAAGUAAGUAAGAAGAAUGUUAAAAGAAAAAUGAGGAAUCCGGAAAACAAUUAUAUGCCUGAGUUUGAUUUUGCUAAAUUCGAGAGUGGGCAUGCCGUGAAAAUUGUAACACUGAGUAAAGAAGAACAGCUGGCAGAGAUCGCAGCCCGCAAGAGGUCGCAGAACUACGUCGAGUCGCGGUACAAGUGCGAGGCUUGCGGGAAGGGGUUCAACGCCGAAGCGGCGUUUAACAACCAUCUAACGAGGCAUAGCCCGAGCGAGGGUGAGUUCGCAUGCGAGAUCUGCGCGGUACGCUACAAGAAGAAGUACAGAUGGCAAGUGCAUCAGGACGUGCACCGACUAAAGUUUAUAUGCAACGAGUGCAACUACGUCUCUAGAGACAGGUGCCAGGCGAAGAGACAUUACGACAUGCAUGCAGGCAAGACGUACAAGUGCCCACAUUGUGAGAAGAGUUUCAACAAAAUGACGUCAUUCUUGACGCAUGUCCGCGUGGUGCACCCCGCCCAGUGCGCCGCGUGCGACGUGUGUGGGGAGACCUUUGUGGGGGACAAGGGGCUGAAGAUGCAUAAGAACAGGGCCCAUGCCGAGAAAUCGCAACAUUUCAAGUGCCCAACCUGUUCAGCCAACUUCCUAAGUAUAGAAGCGUUGAACAGACACACAGAGUCGGCUGGAGAGCAUAUAGACAAAGACCUUCGGCCGUGCGAGCAGUGCGGAGAGAACUGUGCGAGCGAGACACAACUACAGGAACAUGUGGAUGAAAUACAUGCGAAGGAAUUACAUCGGUGUGAGAAGUGCGACAUGACGUUCCCCGACGCGACGGCGCUGGAGGUCCACACCAAACGGAAGCAUCUCAACCAGCGGCCUCCCCCCCUUGCGGACAAGCUGUAUCACAGGAAGGUCGCCGCGCGACGUCGCGCCGCCCAGCGUGCGACGACAAAAGGACAAGUCGUGUGUGAGCAGUGCGGACAGGUCAUGCCGAACGCUACUCUGCUGAGGUACCACCAGCGCCGGCACGACGGCGUCAAACCGUUCGCCUGCAGCCAGUGUCCGAAGGCCUUCUACUAUAAAACAUCCUUGGAUGUGCAUGUCCUGACGCACACAGGGGAGAGACCGUUUCAAUGUCCGGAGUGUCCUCUGGCCUUCGUACUAAAGGGACAUCUCAAGCGACACCAUAAGACUGCGCACCAAGGAAUACGCGACAACAUCCCGUGCUCCAUCUGCGGUCGCGUGUUUUCUACCAAGUCCACGCUCACCACUCACGUAAACUCUGUGCACCACGGACAGCCCUGGCCCAAGAGAGACCGGACCAAAAAGAAAAUCAAAAUUAACACUGUAUAAAGUCAAAUAAAUACAUUAUUUACC
Molecule: messenger RNA, 1988 nt
Organism: Leguminivora glycinivorella
Lineage: Eukaryota; Metazoa; Arthropoda; Insecta; Lepidoptera; Tortricidae
Product: zinc finger protein OZF-like
Exons: 13
Coding region: 657-1964 (435 amino acids)
Biological process (GO): regulation of transcription by RNA polymerase II
Cellular component (GO): nucleus
Molecular function (GO): DNA-binding transcription factor activity, RNA polymerase II-specific; zinc ion binding; RNA polymerase II transcription regulatory region sequence-specific DNA binding
Source: RefSeq, a predicted model, not a curated record